AAUAGAUGUCGCUGCUAGCAUAGCAACGUCCAUAGCAACCAAGAAAAUAUUGAAGUGAGAAACAAUUUUGUGAGUUCUCAGAAUACAGCAAUAUUUCGAAGAUUGAACACCGUAAUCUACAUCUAGACAUCAUCAAGGAUAUUAUGGAACAAACAGCUCAACCACAAGAAUCUCAGCCACAAAUGACUCCAGAGAAAGAACUGGCAGCUGGAGGAGUCCCCAAGGAUGCCAGAACAUCAGAAUUUUACAGAACAGAAAAUAUACCUAACAGAUUUGAUAACCCAGAAUGGUUCAGCAAGGGAUACAGUCAAAAACAAGUGCACCCAUGCUAUAAAACAAGUGCACAAACAUAUGGGGCUAUGAAACCCUCUGUCCACACAAUGCCUACUAGCUUUCACUGCAAAUCUCAACAGUUUUCACAGCACUUAGGAACAUGUGGGAUGUACAGGAAUCAUUCGCUAAAUACAGCAAAGGACCAGAGCAAUGUCUAGAAAAAGGAAACAUAAUACAACUAUUAUAUAACUGUGAUACACCAUCCUCACAGACUGAAAAAUAUGUGAGAUAGAGACUCACUAAAACAUACUGUACUUACAUGUACAGUCACAAUAUAUUUAAAAAAUAAGUAAAAGUACAAGUACAUUGAUAAGAAAAUAUUUUACUUCUCAAAAUGAGGAAUUCUCUAACAAAGAGAUACUUAACACCGAAACACUAGAAGC
Owenia fusiformis is the source of this 716-nucleotide messenger RNA. NCBI's taxonomy places the organism in Eukaryota, Metazoa, Annelida, Polychaeta, Sabellida, Oweniidae. The record is from the annotation of a GenBank genome assembly.